Pundamilia nyererei is the source of this 1260-nucleotide messenger RNA. RefSeq lists its product as uncharacterized. NCBI's taxonomy places the organism in Eukaryota, Metazoa, Chordata, Actinopteri, Cichliformes, Cichlidae. Bases 180 to 1166 code for a protein of 328 amino acids. The transcript is spliced from 5 exons. The record is from RefSeq and is a predicted model, not a curated record.
UUUCUGUUUACAGAAAUGAAACUUAAAGCAGCUGCUGACGUCUGAACGAGUAAACUGAAAGUUACAGAGCUGAAGUGGAGCCUGCUCAGACUCAGAGAGGAAGCAGAGAGAUAAACACAUCCACACAGCGAGGACGCUCACACGCUUCACUGCAGGGACGCUCAGUGUCAGGCAUAAAGAUGAAGCUGCUUCUUGUUCCCUUUCUGAUGGUUAUUAUGGAGGUGAUUGGUGGACCAACUCCAUCUGAACAACCAGAUUCAUGGCCAAGAACAACAGGAAGUUCUGCACUAGAUCUAAGAGGGAAGAUGUUCACUUUGUCUCGUAAUUAUGGAGGUGUAACCUUCUACCCGCCCUAUUAUGAUUCUGUCUCGCCUUCUACCACUGAUUACCCAACCAGAAGACACAAAACCCGUUCCUGGAUCCCCACCACACCUCCUACCUACAGUCCCUGGGGCUCCACUCGUUACUCCCCCCUUUCUACUCCUUCCUGGACCACCAACCGUCGCUGGACCUAUCCCUGGACAACAGAGAGUCCAACUAGAGGUGUGUCCGUGUGUCUGCGUUACAUGGCUGACAAUUUACAGUCCGGCUUCCCGCUUUUCACCCUCAGUCCAAACAGAUCCCCUCUGAGUUUGGAGGCAAACCCUAACUCAUAUGGCCUGACAUUUAGCGGUUACUACAACUAUGUGUACCUGUGGCCCCUCAUCAAGUUCUGGCCAAACAUCGGAUCGGACUUCUGGACCAGUGUGUGCCUCACUGUGGACACCAGGAAGGGUGUGGUACAGAUGUUCAGCGGCUCAAACAUGAGCAUCAGGAAGGUGCUGCCGUCUCAGUAUGUGUGGUCAGGUGUGCCUGUGAUUGAUUUCCCAGGUUUUGAUGGUCAGCUGACAGACAUCCAGAUGUGGGACUAUCCACUCCGCUAUAAAGAAAUCUUCUACUACAUGAGCAGAGGUUAUUAUGGGUCUUACACUGGCUCCGUCCUCUCCUGGUCCUACAUCAGAUACUCUCUCAGAGGAAGAGUAGUCAUGGAGGACUCCUAUGGUAUGCAGGCCAAAGAGGCAAUCAGGAAAGUGGGGCGAAAGCACGGACCAAAGAAAGACAAGCUGAAGUUUUUCAGCAUGGAGAAGGAUGGAAUGAGUGAGGACCAAAAGACCCAGGUGUUAUAAGACGUAACAGGGGCAUCAGCACAAAAAGAGUGAUUCUUUCCUUCUUUAACACUGAUCAUAUGAAAUUAAAAGUAUGAGGCUUUUACUCCAUGUC